Coregonus clupeaformis (lake whitefish) is the source of this 2368-nucleotide messenger RNA. RefSeq names its product ras-related protein Rab-7a. Gene Ontology annotation, molecular function: GTP binding; GTPase activity. Gene Ontology annotation, cellular component: lysosome; phagocytic vesicle; late endosome. Gene Ontology annotation, biological process: phagosome-lysosome fusion; endosome to lysosome transport. The transcript has 6 exons. Bases 225 to 839 code for a protein of 204 amino acids. Lineage: Eukaryota; Metazoa; Chordata; Actinopteri; Salmoniformes; Salmonidae. The record is from RefSeq and is a predicted model, not a curated record.
AACAGCAUAACAAAAAGCGGAAGUUCUGAGCUAGCUAGCUAACCUAGGUUUUAUGAAGCUGGAUAACGUUAGCUAGAUGGUCAGGAUUUUCACUUUCACAUUUGGAAAAAUAGACAUAGAUCCCGGCAAACUGACAUAAGGGACUAAAUUGUUCAUUUUGUCCCUGUGCCGUAUUAUCGCCGUUUGAUUAUUGAACAGCAUAAUUACGUUAGUCCCAGGGAAAGAUGGCCUCCCGUAAGAAGGUGCUGCUGAAGGUGAUCAUCCUCGGAGACUCUGGGGUAGGGAAGACGUCUCUGAUGAACCAGUAUGUAAAUAAGAGGUUCAGUAACCAAUACAAGGCCACUAUAGGAGCUGACUUCCUCACCAAGGAGGUGAUGGUGGAUGACAGGCUGGUUACCAUGCAGAUCUGGGACACGGCGGGGCAGGAGCGGUUCCAAUCUCUGGGUGUGGCGUUCUACCGUGGGGCUGACUGCUGCGUGCUGGUCUAUGAUGUCACAGCGCCCAACACCUUCAAGACGCUGGACAGCUGGAGGGACGAGUUCCUGAUCCAGGCCAGCCCCAGAGACCCAGAUAACUUCCCCUUUGUGGUGCUAGGCAACAAGAUUGACCUUGAGAACAGACAGGUGACGACAAAGCGUGCCCAGGCCUGGUGUGCCAGUAAGAACAACAUCCCCUACUUUGAGACCAGUGCCAAAGAGGCCAUCAACGUAGAGCAAGCAUUCCAGACCAUCGCCCGCAACGCCCUCAAACAGGAGUCUGAGGUGGAGACAUAUGACUUCCCAGACCAGAUCAAACUGAGAGACGACCAGCCCUCCUCCAGCGAUGGCUGCUCCUGCUGAGACCAACCAAUGACCGAUGGACGGACGUUGGAUGGAGGAGAGGACCGGGAGGACAUGGGUACAUCUCAGUAGUCCUCCUCCUUGUCUCCUUUUUGUCCUCUGCACUGGUGUGAAAGACUGGGACAGGUGAAGCCAAGGCCAUCUCCCCACAGCCUUCCCGUGUUCUCACAUCAGUGCAGAUGAAGGAGAGGAGGCCAGGGGAGGAUCCACUUUAGACUAUUGAGAUGCACCCGAUGGACAGAGGCGGGGGGACACCCCCCACCCCACCCCAUACAAAUUUUUCUUAAUUCUCCGUCUCCCAUGGCGACCUGACCAACAGGAAGGAGAGGAGAAAGCCCCACUUGCACAGCAUCACUUUUUAAUAAGACGGAAGAACCGUUGAUACUAUGGAAAAUACAAUCAUGAUGCUCCUAUUAUAAUACUUUCUAAUAAUAUUGUCAUGUCUUAGUUGUUGUUUUAAUUGUUUCAUCCUUUCUGUUAUACUGAGGUAUAGACUGUUCGUCUAUCUGUUUGUGAUCAAGGUAGAAGUUGUCAUUAACUACAGAUCUAGGAUCAGAUGACUCUUGCCCGAACCUAUCCUUAACCAUUAGAGGGAUUGGUUAGGAGCAACUCUUACCUACUCCACUCGCUCUGUGCCUUUCAUCUCAUGACAAGUAUUACUGCGGCAGAUCUGUCUUAUCGAUCUAUAUAUACAGUAUAUGUGUUAUUUUUCUGCCUUUCAGCAGUCCUUAUGUUGCCAAACAGUCAACCCCUAGACCCUUUCUUUGACAUUUAUAUUUGAAUCAGUUGUAUUUCAUAAGUUUGUCUGUUUUUAAACAGUUGUGUAGAGAGUGCUAAGCUAACUAGAUGCAGUGGAGGGAAAUAUGUUUAAUCAGAAAAUGACGGUGUGCACUGACAUUCUCUCAACCCAACAGCAACAUCAGUUCUGAGUACGUUCUGUUCUUUUAUACUGUAUUUAGUUCUGUAAAUUUUUUGUUUUGUUAACCAUACUACACAACUAUAUCCCUGUAUAGGUCGAGGCUGGUCAUACCUUUAUGGAAUGAGGUCAUGAGAUGAGCAAUCGCCAUAGGCCUGUCUCAAGUUAAACCCUAGCUCGCUCCCACAAGGCCCCUAAUACAUCAAAAAUCAUCUGAUUUGUGUAAGCAGUGUGGUUCUAGUGAAACAGUAGUUUCUGUCAUAUUGCUUAUACCACUUCUCAGGUCUACCAGGAGGCUAUCUAGAAGUGUCUAGGGUUUGGAACCCAUAUCUUCUGCCCUAACAGUAGUGUGCUGCGCCUCUCUUUGGGCCAAUUGAUCACCUCUCUUCCAUUCCACUGUCUUAAAUCUGCCUUCCUAUUCUACACCAUCAACUAGCGUCGCUGUAUAUUCUAGUAACAUAAAUAAUUUGUCUCGUUCAUGCCAACAACCAAUGAGCAAAAAUCCUUAGUGAUCUGUCUACGUGAAGAUUUUAGGACAACUCCUACUUCAACUGUCAUCUUUCGUUGCUUAUCUCUUCUCCACUGUAAAACAUAAAUGUUUACUUUAUGGAAA